AUGGCUCUCAAUGAUAUAGAAGAGAUUAAUAAUUUUAUGAGUUAUGCCAUAAAUUUUGAUGGAAAACAAAAAGUUUGGGCAAGUCAAAUUUUUAAAGAAAAAUCAAUAAGGAAAACUAUUUCAUUUAAUAAUGAUACAACACAAAGUGACACUACCUCAGAUGAAGAAAAUAACCUUAGUGAGGAAAAUAUUUUUAGUCUUUUUGAAAAUAAAUUAGAAGACAAACUUACAUCAUCAACAUUUUAUAAAGAAAAAAUUGAAAAAAUUAAUAAAAAGACAAUGUUUGAGGAAAGUAUGAAAAAUAAGGAAAUAUCAAAAAUACCAAAGAAAAAAACAUAUAUAUCUUAUAUUUCAAUGUACCUUGAAAAUGCUAAGAUAGCACCUUUUAAAGAAUACUUAAAUCCAUUUGAAAGUUAUUAUAAAUAUAUAAAUACUGGACCAAAUCAUGUAUCAGUUAAUAUAAUACUUCCAUUUGUUGAAACGGGUAAAAAUUCUAUUAUUAUUGAAUGUUCCAAAGAUAUUGAAAUUUCUAAUCUUAUUGGUUUAAUUUGUUAUAAAUAUACAUUGAAAAAUUAUAAACCACCUUUAAAAGAUAUUUAUUAUUAUGAAUUAAAAAUUGCUCAUUCAUCUCAUGAAAUUUACUAUGAUUUACCUAGUUUAGAUGUAACAAAAAAAUUUAAUGAGGCUAAUUUUGAUAAUCUUGCUUUAAUAGAUAUAACUUUAUUAGGAAAUAAUUAUUCAAAAAAUGUUACUGUUUAUACAUAUGAUGCAAAACCAUAUAUAAUAUCUUUACCAUCAUAUAAUGUUCCAUUAAGUAUGGUUCGUGAUAAAUGUUUAGAUAUGGUACGUUCAAAACUUGGUUUAGAAAAGAAAAUUAAAGAUUUAAAAAUGCCUUUAUUUGAAGCUAAUUGUGAUGAAUUUGUCCUACUUCGCCAAAAUAGUGUACGAGGUGACUUUACAAGUAUAUAUGAAAAGAAAACAGUUACAUCUUCAAGAAAUAUUACCACUAGUAAUGAUAAAUCUCCCAAUACAAUAGAUAAUAUGUUACCAGUUAUAUCAGAAAAUAUUGACUAUCAAGAACCUGAAAUUUGUUCACCAUCAGACAAUACCUUAAAUGAUUCUAAAUGUAUAACAACAUUUGAAGUUGAGAGAUUAACAAAUUUAAAAUUAAAAAGAACAGAAUUAUUAGAAAUUACUGAAACACAUAUUCAAUUUAUUUCUCAACGUACACCAAAAGUAUUACUUGUAAUUCCCUGGCAAUUAUUAGCACACUUUUAUUUAUCUAAAAAUCAUAAUGGUGUUGCAUUAUACAAAAUUAUAUGGAUAAAAUUUGAUUAUCUCUUUCAUAAUGGUAUGAAAAAAUCAAAUAGUAAUACAUUAGAUUCUAAAAAUUUUUUUCAAAGAAUAUACAAAAAACGAGGUUCACAAAGUUUAUCAUCAUCAACAAAUGAUUUUCAGGGUAGAAAUUCAAUAGAUAAAUGUUCUUUUCAAUAUGAUUAUAAAUUUUUUGAAGAAAAUAUAUCUUUUGCAAAAUGGAAAAUUAUUAAUUUUGAAUUAUCAAGUUAUUAUUCAUCCUCAAUAACAAAUAUUAUGUAUCCUAUUGAAAAUAAUUUAAGUGCAUUAGUUUAUAAAAAAUCAGAUAAUGGUCGAAGAUCACCACUAGAAGCAUGGGAUAUAUAUAAAAAAAAUCAAAAUUCUUCACAUUUAAUAAAUAAUUUAUAA
This is a messenger RNA of Strongyloides ratti, 1722 nucleotides long. RefSeq names its product Stress-activated map kinase interacting 1 family-containing protein. Gene Ontology annotation, molecular function: phosphatidylinositol-4,5-bisphosphate binding. Gene Ontology annotation, cellular component: TORC2 complex; cytoplasm; plasma membrane. Lineage: Eukaryota; Metazoa; Nematoda; Chromadorea; Rhabditida; Strongyloididae. The record is from RefSeq and is a predicted model, not a curated record. The transcript has 6 exons. Gene Ontology annotation, biological process: TORC2 signaling. The coding region runs from base 1 to 1722 and encodes 573 amino acids.